Molecule: messenger RNA, 318 nt
Organism: Danaus chrysippus (African queen)
Lineage: Eukaryota; Metazoa; Arthropoda; Insecta; Lepidoptera; Nymphalidae
Source: the annotation of a GenBank genome assembly
AUGCCCAAAAAUAAGAAAAAGGAAGAAAGUUCCAGCAGUGAUAGUGAUGGUCCUGUAGAUAGGAAUCCACCGCCUGAAAAAAAAGCCAAAAUGGGCAGUAGAACAGAUGAUAAAGAGCCAACUUGGGUGCUGGAAGGAAAGAAACUGGUAAAAGUUCGCGAAUUUAAAGGUAGAGUCUUUAUAGAUAUAAGAGAAUUUUAUGAAAAGAAUGGUGAACUACUGCCGGGUAAAAAAGGUAUAAGUUUGACUCCUGAUAUGUGGCGAAAGCUUUUGUCACUAGGAGAUGAAAUUAAUGAAACAGUAAGCUCACUUUGUUAG